GGAGGACUAAUCUUCUUUCUACAUUUGGUUGCAUCCCUACAAGUGGUACAAUCGAGAAAAUAUCAAAAAAGACAUUCUCAAAAUGAACUUGGACAAUUAACCAGGAGAAUGUUCUAUUGGUUUCCAAAAACCAUUCAGCGAUACAAGCAAAAUAUCCAUGGAAGACAUCAUGAAAGACCCUACAACUUUGGAUAUCCUUAUCCARUGUGGUAUGGGAACUCAUAUUCAGCGCCCUCGACUGCACCUUUUCCAUUGACGUUCCCUAAGGAAGAAAGUACCAUGCUGGAUUCAAUGAUGUUUCCUGGAGAUACAAAUUCUCGUUAUCAAGCGAAUGAAGAUGCACAACCAGACAGGAAUGAGAUAUUGACUAUCAAAGGAAGACAUUUUAAGAGUAUUGGAUGCUGGACUGAUAGUGUCUUCGGCAGAGCUAUAAGCUCCCUGGAAGGAAAACACCCCUUACUAAAAAACCGCAAUUACAAAGCACGAAGUAAUGCUSUCAUGAAAUGCGCCGAGGCAGCCAUUGACAAAAACUUUAAAAUUUUCGCAUUGCAAAAUGGUGGCCAGUGUUUUGGACAGGCAGAUCAGGUUGAAUCCUACAAGAAGUUCGGACCCUCCAGGAAUUGUAAAGGUGAUGGAGAAGGGGGCCCACAAAGUAACGAGGUUUACAGCUUCAUGAAAAAUAAYAAAACUGAAGUUCUAGAAGAGCAGUAUCAGGAUGACUUUAAUUGGUCUCCUUGGUCAGCUUGUGGUCUACCAUGUGCAGGUUCCCAGGGAAUUCAGUCAAGGAAUCGAUCUACGUGCAUUAGUUUACCGACUGUUAUUCUUAAGCCGUGCAGUACCUAUGAAACUCGUCCUUGUCAAAUCACUGUGUGUCCGCCACCCAUUCGACCUCCGACACCGCCAACCGUGCCUCCAACAUCUGCACCUACACCGCCUCCAACCGAACCCUCAACAUCACUACCUACAGCACCUCCAACACCUSCACCCACGUCGCCAACCRAACGUCCAACAUCAGCACCUACACAACCGCCCACAACAGCACCAACUGCUCCAACUGCAACUCCAACAUCAGUUCCAUUGAGUACAUCAGAACCAACCACACCCAUAUCGAUGACUACACAUCCAACUACACGUCAACCAGUUUGCAAAGCCACAGUUGAUCUUGGAUUUCUGAUCGAUGGCUCAUUAAGUAUUGGGUCACAAGAAAACUUUUCCAAAGAGUUACAUUUUGUUACAAGUAUUGUUGACGGGUUCGAGGUUUCACAGGAAGGCACCCACAUCGGAGCAGUCCUUUUUACAUACGAACAAAGACUCCUUCAUACUUUCGACCAAUCUUAUGACAAACAAGCUAUCAUAGAYACAAUAAAUAGAACAAUAUGGCCUGAAGGAGGGACUUAUAUAGGUAAAGCCAUAAAGUUUGCACAAAGAGAAUUGUACGAACAAAGCAGGCGCUCGAAAUCAGUACCUAAGAUUCUUAUAAUCUUGACCGAUGGCCGUGACAAUGACCAGGAUGAAGAAAUUGUGAGUGACGCUUCAAAAGAGCUACGUAAAUUUGGGGUGACUAUCUUUGCGGUUGGUAUUGGUAGAAAUUAUGACAUUAAGGAGUUGAAUARCAUGGCAUCAGAUCCUAAAUCAAGCCACGUCUUUCAUGUCGAGGAUUUGGACAAACUUGAUACAAUCCUAAAAGCAAUUCGCGACAAAGCUUGUCAAACUCCAUCGAGUACAUCAGCACCAACCACACCUUUAUCAAUGACUACACAUCCAACUACACAACCAGGUAGGAACGUAGUGAAGUUGCUUAAUAUCCCCUCAUAUGGCCCUACUUCAGCUAAUUACAGAUAUAUUCACUUUAUUGCAUAUUUUCUUUCCUUGCUUACUGUUGUUUGA
Exaiptasia diaphana is the source of this 1887-nucleotide messenger RNA. RefSeq lists its product as uncharacterized. Bases 109 to 1887 code for a protein of 592 amino acids. The record is from RefSeq and is a predicted model, not a curated record. The transcript has 8 exons. NCBI's taxonomy places the organism in Eukaryota, Metazoa, Cnidaria, Anthozoa, Actiniaria, Aiptasiidae.